UGCUAUAUUAUGGUCUUGAAGAAUCAGUUCAUGCUCGAGCAAGAAUGACAUUUAUCUGUUAGCAAUUUGUGAUAUUUGAUGCUUAUAACGUUAAUUAAUUAUUGAUUUCGUGUAGUUUUAACUGACAUAUUUCCGAUGUCUUUCUCCGGACGAUUUCAUGGUCAAAAUCACAUAGAAUUAAUUAAUCAUUUGAAACGAUCUGGUAUUGUCAAAUCAAGCAAAGUUUAUGACGUUAUGUGUAAAGUGGAUAGGGGUAAAUAUAUCAGUCCUAAAAUUGCAUAUGUUGACUCGCCACAAGGUAUAGGAUAUGGUGCAACAAUAAGUGCUCCACAUAUGCAUGGAUAUGCAUUAGAAUAUUUAUCCAGUGCAUUACGUGAUGGUGGGAGAGCUUUGGAUGUUGGAUCAGGAUCUGGCUACUUAACUACAUGCAUGGCCUUGAUGGUUGGGCAAAGUGGCACAGUAGUUGGAAUUGAACACAUGCCAGAACUCCAAGAAAUGGCCAAAAGAAAUAUUGAGAAUGAUAAUCCUGAAUUGCUUCAAAGUGAAAGAAUUAAAUUGGUCGUUGGAGAUGGUAGGCUAGGUUACCCAUCAAAAGCUCCGUAUGAUGCUAUUCACGUUGGUGCAGCGGCUCCCGAAGCGCCAAAAGAACUAAUAAAUCAAUUAGCACCUGGAGGUCGUAUGAUCGUACCAAUUGGUUAUCAAAAUGCCGAUCAAACGUUAUUCCAAAUUGACAAAGCAGAAGAUGGAUCAAUUUUACAGAAAAAAUUAAUGGGGGUCGUUUACGUCCCAUUAACGGACAAAAAGCUUCAAUUGAAAUGAAAUAAAUAGAUUUUUAGUUCAAGUUGAGUUGAUUUUGAUCACACAAACACGUUCAUCGCAUGUUCAUGAUAUAUAAAAAAUUUAUAUUAUACCGAACAUUGUAUUAAAAAAUUUGUUAAAAAAGUACGA
Molecule: messenger RNA, 948 nt
Organism: Trichogramma pretiosum
Lineage: Eukaryota; Metazoa; Arthropoda; Insecta; Hymenoptera; Trichogrammatidae
Gene: Pcmt
Product: protein-L-isoaspartate(D-aspartate) O-methyltransferase
Exons: 5
Coding region: 136-819 (227 amino acids)
Biological process (GO): protein modification process
Cellular component (GO): cytoplasm
Molecular function (GO): protein-L-isoaspartate (D-aspartate) O-methyltransferase activity
Source: RefSeq, a predicted model, not a curated record